CGGCAAAGAGCGGCUGCCCCAGUAGGAAGCGGGUGGGUGAUGCAAAGUGCCAUGUUCCUGGCUGUUCAGCACGACUGCGGACCCAUGGACAAGAGCGCAGGCAGCGGCCCCAAGGGCGAGGAGAAGCGAGAAAAGAUGAAACGGACCCUUUUAAAAGAUUGGAAGACCCGUUUGAGCUACUUCUUGCAAAAUUCCUCCACUCCUGGGAAGCCCCAAACCGGCAAGAAAAGCAAACAGCAAACUUUCAUCAAACCAUCUCCUGAGGAAGCACAGCUGUGGUCAGAAGCAUUUGAUGAGCUGCUAGCCAGUAAAUAUGGUCUUGCUGCAUUCAGGGCUUUUUUAAAGUCUGAAUUCUGUGAGGAAAAUAUUGAAUUCUGGCUGGCCUGUGAAGACUUCAAAAAAACCAAAUCACCCCAAAAGCUGUCCUCAAAAGCAAGGAAAAUAUAUACUGACUUUAUAGAAAAGGAAGCACCAAAAGAGAUAAACAUAGACUUUCAAACCAAAACUCUGAUUGCCCAAAAUAUACAAGAGGCUACAAGUGGCUGCUUUACAACUGCCCAGAAAAGAGUGUACAGCUUGAUGGAAAACAACUCCUAUCCCCGUUUCUUGGAGUCAGAAUUCUACCAGGACUUGUGUAAAAAGCCACAGAUCACCACAGAGCCCCAUGCUAGUUGAGAUGAAAAAGGAUUCCUCCAAACCAGACAUUUCGUCCUUUUUCCUAUGAAAAAGAAAGGCUGGGACCUGACAGGAAGACUGACCUUGAAUUCAGCCUGGGUAUUUAGGAAGCAUCACUCAGAACUAUUGACUUGAAGUUGGGUAGUGAAUCAGGAAGCCAGUAACUGUCGAGGAGAGGCUUGUAUCAGAACAGCUUCCCUCACUGUGUAUAGAACACAAGAAGGGAGUACAUGGCCCAGAUGUGAUGUCUCCGGUGAAAAUACAGCCAUGGGAGAUGAUGAAAAACAGUGUAAUAGUGUUGGUCCGAAAGCACUUAAAAUCAGUAGAUCUGGGAUUGUGGCCUUCGCUAGCUGGUUGGACAUCUUUCCCUAAGUCCAUCAAUGUUACCACAUAGUGGUUUUAGUUUUAGUUUUUUCUUAGUGCUCAUUAACAUUACAGUGCUUACUGUGUACAAGGAUAUUGAAGUUCUUAUGACCACAGGUUGUCAGUACUGUUGUCUCAUGUAAUGUUGAAACUGAAAUGGUCUGUGUUUGCAUUGUUCAAUGGUGUAUGAAAUAGUACGAAUGCUGUUGUGUAGAAAACUACAAUGUCCGUCAUGAGUGCCAAAAUCUGUCUUGAAGGCAGCUACACUUUGAAGUGGUCUUCAAAUACUUUUAAUAAAUUUAUUUUGAUAAAUAAUGUCAUUGAACA
Carlito syrichta (Philippine tarsier) is the source of this 1365-nucleotide messenger RNA. It is a transcript of the gene RGS2, whose product is annotated as regulator of G protein signaling 2. NCBI's taxonomy places the organism in Eukaryota, Metazoa, Chordata, Mammalia, Primates, Tarsiidae. The transcript is spliced from 5 exons. The record is from RefSeq and is a predicted model, not a curated record. Bases 40 to 675 code for a protein of 211 amino acids.